AUGAUUACUGCUGAAACCAUGAGGUCGAUUCAAUUGUCACCUCGAUGUCAAAAUGGCUGUUUGCGGUUGCUGUGCUGUAACCAGCGCUACCCAGGUAUGACUGGGAGCUUCACAGUUGAAGUCGAUGAUGAUGAGAGGAUAUUCAAGGUUACCGAAUCAGAAAGUCUGUCCCCACCAAGAGGUGAUUCUGGUCUGGUUUGA
Paracoccidioides brasiliensis Pb18 is the source of this 201-nucleotide messenger RNA. RefSeq lists its product as uncharacterized. The record is from RefSeq and is a predicted model, not a curated record. Bases 1 to 201 code for a protein of 66 amino acids. The transcript has a single exon.